Molecule: messenger RNA, 2716 nt
Organism: Nelumbo nucifera (sacred lotus)
Lineage: Eukaryota; Viridiplantae; Streptophyta; Magnoliopsida; Proteales; Nelumbonaceae
Product: glycerophosphodiester phosphodiesterase GDPDL3-like
Biological process (GO): lipid metabolic process
Molecular function (GO): glycerophosphodiester phosphodiesterase activity
Source: RefSeq, a predicted model, not a curated record
AAACCAACGUGAGAAAAGUACGACUUACUGUCUCUCACGGUCUCACCCCUUCUGAUUAGUAUGAGACUGAAGCUCAACAAAAACAGCUAUUUCCAUCUUCUGUCUCUCCAGCCACAUCUCUCUCAUUUCCCGAAAAGGACCUCGUAAAUCCGAUCGGGACUCACUGGAACUUUCAGAGUUUUGCAGCAUUCUCUCCGGUCAGUUUUCCUGCAAUGCCGGUCUCUCGUUCUCUAUUUCUUCUAUUUCUUCUUCACUUGGCAGUUCUGGUAGUCGCUCGGAGAUCCAUAGCUUCUUCUGAGAAGAUUACCAGCCCGUGGCAGACGCUAAGUGGAAAUGCACCUUUAGUCAUAGCGAAGGGUGGCUUUUCAGGGAUUUUUCCGGAUUCAAGUUAUCAUGCCUACGCUUUGGCCUUGAUUACUAGUUUGCCCAAUGUGGUCCUGUGGUGUGAUGUGCAGUUGACAAAAGAUGGAGAUGGAAUAUGCUUUCCAUACCUCAAUCUAGGGAACUCUUCUAGCAUAUCAUAUGUCUUCAACGAUACUAAAAUGUACCGUGUUAAUGGGCAACUCAUGGAAGGAUUCUUUUCUGUGGACUUUACCCUAGAUGACUUGACAAAUGUCUACUUAACUCAAGGAAUUUACUCCCGAGCAAAUAAAUUUGAUGGUAAUAUGUUCAAGAUUCUUACUGUUGAAGAUGUGGCAAAGCAGUUGAAGCCUCCAGGCUUAUGGUUGAAUAUUCAGCAUGAUGCAUUCUUUACACAGCACAAUUUGAGUAUGAGAAGCUUUGUGCUUUCUGUAUCAAGACGUGUAAUUGUUAGUUACAUCUCAUCACCAGAAGUAGCUUUUCUCAGGAGUAUUACAGCACGAUUUAAGCAAAGCACAACGAAACUGGUCUUCCGCUUUCUAAGGGCUGAUGAUAUUGAACCUACAACUAACCAGACCUAUGAUUCAAUAUUGAAAAAUCUUACCUUUGUCAAGACGUUUGCCUCUGCAAUCCUUGUUCCAAAGAAUUACAUAUGGCCUGUGAACACUGAUCUAUAUCUACAACCCCAUACCUCUGUUGUGUUGAAUGCUCAUAGGGAAGGGCUUGAGGUUUUUGCAUCAGAUUUUGCUAAUGAUGUACCUCUUAGCUACAAUUACAGUUAUGAUCCAAUAAAGGAGUGUCUUUCAUUCAUCGACAAUGGUAAAUUCUCUGUUGAUGGCAUCUUGUCUGACUUCCCUAUUACUCCAUCAGAGGCCAUAGAUUGCUUUGCUCACCUAAGCACAAAUAGUUCUGGAAAAGCACCGCUUGUUAUCUCACAUAAUGGGGCUAGUGGAAUCUACCCUAGUUCUACAGAUAUUGCAUAUAAGCAAGCUUUUGAUGAUGGUGCUGAUGUCAUUGACUGUGCUGUUCAAAUGACACAGGACGGGGUUUCUAUAUGUUUAGGCUCUAUAAAUCUUAUGGAUGGCACAAAUGUUGUUCAAACAGAUUUUAACUCUCGUUCCACUACCAUAAGACAGAUUCAGCCAAUCCCAGGAAUUUUUACCUUCAACCUUACAUGGGAAGAGAUUAAGACCUUGAAGCCGGUUAUAUCGAACCCAUCCAGGGAUUUCGCUUUGUAUCGGAAUCCUGCAUAUAAAUAUGCUGGAAGCAUCUUCUCAUUAAAAGACUUUCUGGCCUUUGCAAAAGACAAGCCACUUUCUGUUUUGAUCAGCAUAGAGAAUGCAGCCUAUCUUGCAGAGAGUCUGGGUUUAAGUGUAACAAAUGCAGUGAUUGAUGCUUUAAACCAGUCUGGCUAUAAUAACCAAACCAAUCAGAAGGUUAUGAUCCAAUCCAGUAACAGAUCCGUUUUAAUCAAGUUCAAGGAGAAAACCAAUUACCAGUUGGUCUACAAAAUUGAUGAAGAUAUCCGUGAUGCUGAUGACUCAUCAAUCAAGGAUAUCAAGCAAUUUGCUCAUUCUGUGGCAAUCACAAAGGAAUCUGUGUUUCCUACAAAUCAGCUCUUCCUCACUGGUGCUACCAACAUUGUUUCAAAGUUACAAUCAUCAAACCUAACUGUCUAUGUGUAUUUAUUCAGGAAUGAGUUUGUAUCUCAAGCAUGGGACUUCUUUUCAGACCCAGUUGUUGAGAUCAAUUCUUUUGUCAUGGGAGCUGGGAUUGAUGGAAUCAUCACCGACUUCCCAGGGACAGCUACAGCAUACAGAAAUAACAAAUGUUUGAAGAUGGGAAAAAAUAAACCAUAUUAUAUGAACCCUGUUGAGCCUGGUGCUCUCAUGCAAGUCAUUACUGCCGAAUUUUUGCCACCUGCUGAGUCUCCAAACCCUGUCCUGACAGAAUCUGAUGUGGCAGAGCCACCAUUGGCUUCGAUUACAAAGAAUAUAACAACCACUGGGAAUGGGACAGUUGCUUCUCCUGAAACUUCACCAAAGUCAAGCGGACAUCUACAGAGUACUGCCUGUGUCUUCCUAUCAUCUUUGGGGAUGCUGCUUCUACUUCUUUGAAACCAGGUACUACUACUGUGCCAUCCUAAACAUCCCCACCAAUGCUCCCUGCAUCUUCUAUCCAGAAACCUGUAUCCAUCUAUUCGAUGAUUUCGUAUUUUAUUUUCCCUGAUUUCAUGCAGUUUUGUUCUUUUAUUUUGAUGUAAUUUUAUAAUUUUAUUAGGUCUUUCCAAUGUUUUGAGAAUGUAUUAGUGAUACGCGCCAGAAAUGAUACUUUAUAAUCGGUAAUAUUUAGUGUA